AUGGCCACAUCCCCUGUGAAGGGACACCGGGAGAUGCCGUUGGCAGUGAUUCCAUUCUCAGCUUCCAAGGAUAUAUUAAAGACUCAAUUGUCAAUUACCGCCGCUUUUCACCAACAUGGCUGGUAUCAGCACAUGGCGUUGGAGUCGACGUGUAUCAAAAUUAACGACUAUCUUCGGAACAGGCUCUAUUUAUCAAGUAUCAUGCCGAACCCCGCGUGGGAGCAAAGGUCCUUUCCAGAAGGAAACGACAUCAGGUAUAUCGAUGUGGCUAGAGCAGUUGAAGAUUUUGAGCGCAUGAUGUGCCACACAGACCUCGAGCCAACACAAAAAGAAUUUCUUACUAGGGGACUUGAAUGCUGCCGCAGAUGGCUGAAUGAUCCAGAGAAGCCGUCUACUGCGACCGUAAAGUCUUUAAAGAACUUUCUAAAGCACACGGCCUACCUCCCAAGAAUCUGCCAUCUCGAAUUUCAGCCGCUUAAAUGCGUCUGCAAGGGUCUAAGGAUCUUAGCCGAUGCGUGCACUGAAGAGUUCCCACACGAUUUCUCUAUAUAUGAAGAGUUUGGCGAUGCAUUCGACGUUUUAACCAACCUUCUUCGCUGCGAGAUCUGCUUCCCUGCAGAACAUUUCAACGAAAUCGACCCAGCAACCGGAAGGCAGUAUGACUGGAGCUAUAUCGCUUCAAUCCUCAAGAACUACCCUUUUCUUCCGCUCCCUGCCUGGUUCGUGCGACAAGCUAGAAUUCAAAAGACGCCGUCACCGCUGACGGAGACUCAAACUAGCCUGGUCGUCAGUCUCAAGGGUGCAAGCAAUGCGCUUCGGCUCGAUUUCAACGCCAUUGCAUGGCAGAUCAUCAAGUAUAACAUCUAUAUGGAAAUUCCACGAGGACCAAAACAGGCUCUUCGUACGGGAAACUGGGAGCAGCUGGCAAGGAACAUUCUUCAGGCACAUCAAACCCUAAAGCCGCUUGCUCAUUUAGAGCAGGAGAAACAUAAGAACUUAAGAUACGCUGCUUGUGCGAUCGGUCGAGCGGUAAAAUGUGCAGAGUCUAGAUGGUUUGACGCCCUUCGGUCAUCUGAAGAUUAUGUUUUGAGCAACGAAGCGCUCGAACUAAGCUGGCGGCUAGCGGAGAGCGGUGAUCCUCGAAGCAACAGAGAUUUACGCAGUGAGCCGCUUUUAGACUUGACUAUGUACGGAAAAACUAAGACCACCCAAAUUGGCGAAAAUUUGCUCACAACUGUCCAGCGUGAUGACGGAGACGGCGUUCGAGAACCAUCGAACAUAAUAUCCCUUGCUGUGGCGCGAAUGCUUGGCCAGGAACCCCGGAUACCAGCUCCAGUGGGAGGAGAGCCCCAGCUCAGAUUACGGGCUCCUAUAAAUAUCGAACCUAUCCCAGGCUAUAUACUGGAAGCCGGCCGCAGGAUUAGCUGUGAUAGGGCUUUGCCAUCCUAUGCCGGCCGGAGUGACCAGGAGCUAGAGGCUCAAGGUAUCGCCCGUAUCCCACACAGAGGCCUAGCAUCCACCCUUACAUUUGACGGCUUCUUCCACGUCAGCAUGGGCCGGCAUACGGUUCUCCCUAGCGCCACCGAGGUUGUCGAGGAAAUCCUAAGGGCGUUUAAGGAGGACGACGAUGAAACCAUCUGCCGCCACGGGUUCCAUAUAAAUGCGCGCGGCUACGAGCCCUUGUACAACUCUGCACGGGUGCUCUCCAUCGCUCCCGUUUUGCGUGGAAUUUUCGAGUAUGGACGGCCGGACCCGAACGCUGGCCCCAUAGCGAGGCUAAGGAACGAUCUUCGGCUUGUGGAUCUAACCUUAACCUUGUAUACUCUAAUUGAGACGGAUGAUUUGGAGGAGCUGCUUGGACCGGCUACGGUCGAUUUUCAGAUUGUUUUUUGCCAUGCUGGAGAGGAUGAAGAGACUUUGAACCGCGUUGGGCUUACUCGUCAUCCGAAGCUGGGCCUGAUAGGGUUAUACGGAUACUUCAAUAUGCCGUUAGAGGCAGAGUCUAGUUAA
Molecule: messenger RNA, 2010 nt
Organism: Uncinocarpus reesii 1704
Lineage: Eukaryota; Fungi; Ascomycota; Eurotiomycetes; Onygenales; Onygenaceae
Exons: 3
Coding region: 1-2010 (669 amino acids)
Source: RefSeq, a predicted model, not a curated record